Molecule: messenger RNA, 1089 nt
Organism: Lycium barbarum (goji berry)
Lineage: Eukaryota; Viridiplantae; Streptophyta; Magnoliopsida; Solanales; Solanaceae
Product: peptidyl-prolyl cis-trans isomerase FKBP13, chloroplastic-like
Exons: 2
Coding region: 53-403 (116 amino acids)
Source: RefSeq, a predicted model, not a curated record
CGCACAUGUGCAUCAUUUCUUAUCUAUUCAAAAAACUCUCUGUUUGGUGGAAAUGAAUUCAGUUCCUUUGUCCAUUGGAACAUACAUUCCAACAAACCACAACACACUCAAAUCACUCUGUAUCAAAAAUUCUCAAACAACAACUAACCCAAUUCCACAUUUUACCAAACUCAAAGAGACAGUUAGUCCAUUGCCUUGUUUGUUCACAAGAAGAGAAGCUCUUACUGCUCUUGGCUUGGGUUUUUCGGCGACUUUUUUCGAGUCGAAUAUUGAAGCAUUUGCUGCAGAAGAAGCUACAACUACGGAAUGUGAAUUUGCAGUUACUCCUUCAGGUCUUGCUUAUUGUGAUAAAGUUGUUGGUUAUGGCCCUGAAGCUGUUAAAGGCCAAUUGAUCAAGAAAUAAAACGGUGUGAAGAUAAAGAGAUUUUGAGCAAAAUUAAAUAAAACGCGGAAGAAAAAGAACAGAGGAGUUAAUUUGGAAGCUGCUAGCAUAUGAGAACGUGGGAAAAUAAAUGAAGAGUUGAUCUAUGUGGCUUUGUCGAGAUGGAAUCAUGUUAUAAUGAUUAGUGAAAAAUUGAAAUUGGUGGAAAAUUAAGGCAGGCAGCUAACUGAGCACGAGAUGGUAAAAUACUUAGAAAACUUUGUCUACAUGGAAGCUUCUGGAGGCAUGGCACGCUGUUUCAGUUCAGCGCAUUGGUGCGGCAACAAAUUCACGUCCCUGAAUCUUUUCCUGAGCUCGUAAUUUUUUCUGGUCCGAUUUGCAUUUGGUUUUUAAAAGUUCUGGCCUUUUGGUAUCAUAUAAAUACAUAUUCUACAGGGUUUUUACAUAACUUUGGAGAAUUUGAAACUCUUAGUUCAGAACUUUUGACCUAGAAAAAGCUUCGAGCCACCGUGGAGGUCAUAGUUACAGGGUUUUACCUUCUCUUCUUUGUAAUACUUCUUUUUACAUUUUUUUAUUCGGAUGAUUUGUUAUUUUUCCUCCAUGUCUAUGUAGAGCUAAACUCUUUAGUUCUAGGGUUUUGACACUAUCAUGAAAGUUGUGGUUUGAUGAUUGUUGCUAUCUAUUGAUUUCCAUCUUUGAGUUGCUUA